AUGCCAAGGCCUAUUAGUUCAACUGAAUUUUACGAAGAAAGUGCACAAUUUUGUCAAUAUACUCAUCGUGUUGCUAAAUUUUUCCUUGUUCAGAAACUUAUUUGUAUUGGAAUUUUUAAGUCUUUACCUGUUUUUUCGAAACUUGAUGUUAAAGAUCAAUUAACCAUUUUCCAAUAUGUGGCACAUCCAGUAUCACUGCUUGGCGUUUACUUUGCUUCAUAUAAAUUGGGUUCUCGUACUAUGAUAGGAAAAGAUGGUUUUUAUCCAAUGGCUGCUUUCGCUUAUCAAUUUAGUUUUAGAAAUGAUAAAACACUAUUCUCUCUGGCAAAUAAAGUAUUAAGUAAACCUAUAGAGCCUUUUUUUGACAUUGGAAUUUCUAAAGAAGAAUUUAGUUUAAUUUUGGCAAUUGUUUUUUUAAAUCCAGAUAUCCCAAAUUUGUCAGAAUCGGCGAGAAAUAUUCUUUCAAAGGAAUUUUCUUAUUAUUCAAAAAUGUUACUUAAUUAUUUACACAAUAAAUUGGGUAUAGAUGCUGGAACUAAAAAAUAUGCUGAAUGUUUUCAUUUAAUUACAGCCUCAUUUAUUGGAGCAAAAAACCUUCAGUUAUUAAUAACAUACCAAGAAGCAUUCUAUAAACGUCCAUUAGAAAGCUUUCUAAUGCCAAAAUGUUUUAAAGACAUAUAG
Molecule: messenger RNA, 681 nt
Organism: Meloidogyne enterolobii
Lineage: Eukaryota; Metazoa; Nematoda; Chromadorea; Rhabditida; Meloidogynidae
Source: the annotation of a GenBank genome assembly